AUGAUUAAGAAUUGUAGUGAAGUUUUAUAUGAUUUAAUUAAGAGAUGCUCAGUAAUUAUAUGCAAAAUAACAAACAAAAAUUUAGAAAAAAUAAGUAAAUUUUUUUUUACUAAGAUAGUAUAAAAUAGGUUUAAAUAGUAAUUCAAAAAUCAAACAACUAUGAAUUUCUCUGUUGCUGAUCACUUAAACAAACAGUCAUUCUUAAUAAAACCUUCUUUGAAAAUGAACGAUUAGCAGCCUUAAGAUGUCAAGCUUGAAGAAAAUGAAUAGGUCAAUAUUAAAAAAAACAAGGAUUCAAAUCACACUUUAAAAAAAUAGAAAAUGAAUGGCUUGAGUGUGAUUCCUUCAUACAGAGAGCUAUUUUUAAAUGAAUAAUAAUUAUACAGUAAAUAGAAUAUACAAAGUUAAUAUAAUGACUAUGUCAAUAGGUUUUCUUCUAAAAAAAAAAUGGUUUCAUACAAGAGCAUUAGGACAACUGGAAUUUCAAAUAAAUAUUAUCCUGAUGUAUUUACUUAUAAAAGCAUGCAGAUACCAUACUUUUCCAAAGUAGAACCGGACUUACUUAUAGAUUAUAACAAAUACUACUCUUUAAUCUAAACCUUUAAUAUACAAAAACUUUUUUUUAAACAAAUCGAUUGUUAGUAGCAAAUGUUUUGUUAGAAUAUACAAAACUAAAUUGUAAUGAAACUUGAAAACUCUUCUCCAAAAAAUAUUUUAGAUGGUAUUCAACAAAUGAUGAUAAAAUAUCUUGAUUUAUCUUAAAUAAUAACUAAAUAGAGCAUUAGUUUAGAUGUGGGAAUAAAAGUUAAUAAAAAAUUCAUACUUUAUUUGUAUGGUAGAUAUAGAGCACUGAAGUUCUUUUCAUAGGUAGAUGCAGCUGAAGAACUUUAGUUUGAGGUGAGUAAGAUAGUCUAUUAACUUAUAUAAUCUUAGUAACCUAACCAAGUAGCUAAUUAAGAAAAGUUUCAGCAAAAAAAAAAUUCAUUUUCAUACAGUGUGGCUGGCUCAUCUUAAACCACAUACGAAAAGACAGAAGAUUUAUUUGACAUUUAGAAAUUAAAUGGCAAGAGAAAACGAUCAUCCAUUCAAUAUGAAAAUGAAGAUGAAGAGGAUAUUUAGAAUGGUUAUACUGUAUCUAGUGAAUAGCAUUAAGUUUAAGAUUUAAAAAAUUAAAAUUUUGACUAACUUCAAUCUAUCAAUAAAAUUAAUCAUAAAAAACAUAAACAUGUUGAACUUUAAUUGAGUAAAAGCUCAUCAUCUGACUAUGAAAUAUAAAAAGAAAUACCAUCAAAAAUAAAUAAUUAAAAUUGCCAAAAUAAUAAUUUCAUUUAAAAAUAAACCUGCUAGUAUGAAAAAUUAAAUAGCUAACAAAAUAAUUAAAAUUAGUUUUCACUUUAAUGUGAUGAAACUAAUUUAAAAAAUACUUAAAAUUUAAUAACAACAGAAGAAUUAUCUAAAAAUAUUUUGGCUGAUUAAUAAAAAUUCAAAGAAAAAGAAAAAGAAAAAAGAAAAUAGAUUUUCCAUAAUUUAUCUAAAUAUUUGAUGCAUCUCUUAAUAGAAUUACUAAGCGAGGAUCAUUUAGAUUCUUUUGAAAUUAUACCUGGAUAUAAUAUUUUGAUCAAGAAUUUAAUUCACAGACUCAAGUAAAGUGGUAAAAGAAAUAAAUUAAGCUAAACUUAUUAUUUCAAUCACUAGCAUUAUAAUUGCAUUUUCUUAACUCUCAAUUCAGAAAACAUAUAAAAACUAGUUAAUUAGAAAGAUUUUAUCGAAAUUCAUGACUAAGUAUUCGGAAAAAUAAAUUUUUAUAAUGAAGAAGAAUUACUAAAUGUGAAUAUCAUAAAAGUAGCAAUAAGCAAAAUAAUUAACAUCCAAUUAGACUACAUUAUAGAGCAGAUAGAGAGUACUUUGGGAUCUUAGCUUUUUGAAAUAUGCAAUAUCAAUACUGAUUGUUAAGCUAAAGUUAGCUAUUUAAUAAAUGUUUCAGAAGGAAUUAAAAAACUUUAAAAAGGAAAUCAACUCGUUAGGUUUUGA
Messenger RNA from Tetrahymena thermophila SB210, 2031 nucleotides. RefSeq lists its product as hypothetical. The transcript is spliced from 2 exons. NCBI's taxonomy places the organism in Eukaryota, Ciliophora, Oligohymenophorea, Hymenostomatida, Tetrahymenidae. The record is from RefSeq and is a predicted model, not a curated record.